Messenger RNA from Malania oleifera, 395 nucleotides. Its product is annotated as agamous-like MADS-box protein AGL12. Gene Ontology annotation, molecular function: protein dimerization activity; RNA polymerase II cis-regulatory region sequence-specific DNA binding; DNA-binding transcription factor activity, RNA polymerase II-specific. The record is from RefSeq and is a predicted model, not a curated record. The transcript is spliced from 3 exons. NCBI's taxonomy places the organism in Eukaryota, Viridiplantae, Streptophyta, Magnoliopsida, Santalales, Ximeniaceae. Gene Ontology annotation, biological process: positive regulation of transcription by RNA polymerase II. Bases 1 to 345 code for a protein of 114 amino acids.
AUGGGUCGAGGAAAAGUUCAGAUGAAGCGAAUAGAGAACCCAGUUCACCGGCAGGUUUCAUUCUGCAAGCGCCGUACGGGGCUCCUCAAGAAGGCCAAGGAGUUGUCUAUCUUGUGUGACGCCCAGAUCGGAGUCUUCAUUUUCUCCUCCAACGGCAAGCUCUAUGAACUAUCCACCCAUGGUACCAUGCAGGAGCUGAUGAAGAAGUACAAGGAGUCGACCACCCAAGGGGGUUCGGCUGCAGCAGGCCAACCAAAAGAGGAGGAAUACGUCCAGCAGGGCACAAAAGAGGAAGUUAAUAUGUUGAAACAUGAGAUUGAUUUACUGCAAAAAUGUCUCAGGUAAUGACUAAUUAACCUUUUCUCAUUGAGUGGUAACGAAUAAAUAUUACUAGA